Molecule: messenger RNA, 1622 nt
Organism: Sipha flava (yellow sugarcane aphid)
Lineage: Eukaryota; Metazoa; Arthropoda; Insecta; Hemiptera; Aphididae
Exons: 4
Coding region: 276-1577 (433 amino acids)
Biological process (GO): RNA polymerase II preinitiation complex assembly; DNA-templated transcription initiation
Cellular component (GO): SLIK (SAGA-like) complex; SAGA complex; transcription factor TFIID complex
Molecular function (GO): DNA binding; TBP-class protein binding; protein heterodimerization activity
Source: RefSeq, a predicted model, not a curated record
AAUAAUAUGAUUUAAUUCAGCGCAACAAGAUGACAAUGAGGAUACAAAAAAGUCGAUUUUGAUAAGAACAUUAGUUACUGUGUUUUAGUUUUGUUCAGCCGAGCAGGUUACACUCAUUCACCUAAAAGAGUCGACUCUUUAAAUUAAUUCACGAAUUGCCGAUCUCAACUAAAAAUUAAUUUAUUCAAUUUUCGAAACAUCAGAUUUCAAAUUUCGUAUUAGAACGACGAUCGCCCGGUGGAGCUUAUGACCAGUUAACCCCAACUUUGUUGAUCAUGAAUAAUGACGACGUAAUGAUGAGUCCGAAUGUCGAUGGUAACGUGAACGUAACGCCUAUGGAAACUGAAGAUGGAAUCGUUCGACUAGUACCCCAAACCACCACUGACUUGGCAGUUGCCUCAACGACGAUGGGUACUAUCAUUAAUACGCCUGCCUCUUCUGUCGCGCCCCUCAUUAACCAGUCCAUACCAACAUUAUCAGCUUUAAAUCUUCCAUCAGCACCUACAUCCAGACCUCUUAGUAAUGUACAUGUACCAAUCAGCAAUUCGUCUGUACAGACAAUUGCUCCCCUUAACGGUACACCAGUGUCUGCAGUUGUACCUCAUAACAACACGACAAUACAAACUAUUACUCCACAUAACGUUUCUUCAGUUUCAACAAUUACUGCACUCAAUAAUCAAUCAGUAGUAACAACCACCCAACAAAAUAUUGUUAUACAGCAACAACAACUCCAACAACUUCAACAGCUGCAACAGCAACAGAAACAUCUACAGCAGCAGCAACUGUUACAACAGCAGCAGAAAAUACAACAGCUACCUUUAAUACAACACAUGCAUCAACAGCAACAGCAAAUACAACAGCAACAACAAAUUCAGCAGCAGCAACAACCUUUACAGCAGCUAAUACAACAACCUUUGCAGCAGCAAUUACAGCAACAACAACAAAAACAACCACAACUACUUCAACAACUUCAGCAGCAUCAACCCCAACAGCAGCAACAACAGCAACCACAACAACAGCAACCCCAACAACUGCAACAAACACAACAGCAGCAAACACAACAGCAACAAACACAACAGCAACAAACACAACAGCAACAGACACAACAGCAACAGACACAACAGCAACAGACACAACAGCAAUCUCAGCAACUACAACAGGAACAUCAAUCACAACAGCAGCCAACACAAUCUCAACAACAGCAAAAUACACAUAAUAUGACCAUUAAAAAUAACAUUGGAGACAAUGCAGCAUUAUUAACAAAAGUACGAUUACGUGAACUUGUCAAAGAAGUAGAUCCUAAUGAACAACUCGAAGAGGAUGUAGAAGAACUUAUGAUGCAGAUAUCUGAUGAGUUUGUUGAUGAUUUGGUAAGAUCAGCAUGCGUAUUCGCCAAACAUAGGAAAUCAACUAUUGUUGAAGUUAAAGAUGUCCAACUAUACUUAGAACGGUAUUUAAAUAUGUGGAUACCUGGUUUUGGCACAGACGAAUUAAGGCCUUAUAAAAAGGCACCAAUCACUGAAGCCCAUAAACAACGUACAGCUCUUAUCAAGAAAGUUUCUAGUAAAAAAUAUUAAUUUUAUUUGUAACUUAUUAUGACACAUAAACACCUUUAUUGAAAA